Molecule: messenger RNA, 2244 nt
Organism: Musa acuminata AAA Group (dessert banana)
Lineage: Eukaryota; Viridiplantae; Streptophyta; Magnoliopsida; Zingiberales; Musaceae
Product: sulfhydryl oxidase 1
Exons: 12
Coding region: 213-1751 (512 amino acids)
Biological process (GO): protein folding
Cellular component (GO): Golgi membrane
Molecular function (GO): flavin-dependent sulfhydryl oxidase activity; protein disulfide isomerase activity
Source: RefSeq, a predicted model, not a curated record
CGUGAAGACUUCCCCAUUUGAGAUCGAACGGAAGAACUAUUAAACCCGCCCCUCUCUCUCUCUCUCUCUCUCUCUCUCGCGAGGAGAUCCUUCAUGGAAUCUCCUUUUCCUGUACUCUCCACCCCGUUUGUUCAUUAAGAGGGUGGAUCUCGGCGGUCUCCGUGUCGGUGAUUUCUCUUCUGCUCCUUCUUCGAUUCUUUUCUGGGUGUUCGAUGCCUCCUCCUGGGCGAAGGCUUUUCCUCGCCCUCGCCCUUCCUCUCCUCCUCCUCCCGGGCCUCGACGCCCUGCGAACCCUUGGCGACGGCAGCGGCGCCGAUGCCCCCGACGCCGCCGUGGAGCUCAACGCCUCCAACUUCGACAGCGUCCUCAAGGAGUCCCCGCUCAAGUUCGCCGUCGUCGAGUUCUUCGCCAGCUGGUGUCCUGCUUGUAGAAACUAUAAGCCUCAAUAUGAGAAAGUUGCCAAGCUUUUCAAUGGGCCAAAUGCAGUGCAUCCUGGGAUUAUACUCAUGGCACGGGUUGAUUGUGCAAUGAAGACAAAUGCAGAUCUUUGUGGUAAAUUUUCUGUUGGACAUUAUCCUAUGCUAUUCUGGGGCCCUCCACAUAAAUUUGCAUUUGGUCGAUGGGACCCUAAGCAAGACAAGAAUGAGAUACAACUGAUUGAUGAGUGGAGGACAGCAGAUCACCUGCUCAGUUAUAUAAACAAGAGAAUUGGCAGCUCAUUCGGCUUGGAUGAUGAAAAAUAUGAAAAUGAGGAUACACUCCCAAGGAAUGCCUCUGAUCCGGAAGAAAUUGCUCGAGCAAUUUAUGACGUUGAGGAAGCAACAGCACAAGCAUUUGAAAUAAUCUUCCAGAACAAGAUGAUCAAGUCAAAUACUCAAGUCCCACUUAUAAAAUUUCUUCAACUUUUGGUGGUUCAUCAUCCCUCAAAAAGGUGUCGGAGGGGAAGUGCUGAAAUGCUAGUGAAUUUCGAUGAUUUGUGGCCUUCAGAUCCCAUAUCACUGAGUUCACAGGAGACCACCAUAUUGCAGCAAGUAGAUGCUUCCAAGUACUAUCAUAUUUGUGGCAAGGAAGUUCCUCAUGGGUACUGGAUAUUUUGCCAUGGGAGUAAGAAGGGUACCAGAGGUUUUAGCUGUGGCCUCUGGGUUCUAUUUCACUCCCUAUCCGUUAGAGUUGGAGAUGGAGAGAGCAAUUUAGCCUUUAUAGCAAUAUGUGAAUUUAUUCAGAAUUUUUUCAUCUGUGAUGAAUGUCGCAAUCAUUUUCAUGAGAUAUCGUCAAGUGUCUCAGUACCAUUUAACAAAACCCGUGACCUAGCAAUGUGGCUGUGGAGAACACAUAACAAGGUCAAUCAGAGAUUGAUGAAAGAAGAAAAAACUUUGGGUACUGGUGAUCCGAGAUUCCCGAAGAUCACUUGGCCUCCGAAGCAGCUCUGUCCAUCAUGCUAUCUUUCCUACAGCAGGGAAAGCAAUGGCACUGAGAACAUAGAAUGGGAUGAGGAUGAAGUGUUCCAGUUUUUGGUCAGAUAUUAUGGAAGAACGAUUGCUUCUUCCAAGGAAGCAACUCUCAGCAGCAGUGACGAUGCAGCUUUGACAUAUGACAUAGCUUCCUCAACCAAUGCAGUGACAGUUCCCAUCGGAGCUGCACUAGCCAUCGCGGUUGCUAGCUGUGCAUUCGGAGCACUAGCUUGCUUUUGGAGGACCCAACAGAAGAAUCGGAAGUACUUACACCAACUACACUCUCUAAAGAAAAUAUAAUUAGUAGGAGGGCACAGAAAAGGUUGGAACUGAAGGCAUCAAGAACAAGUCAAACUAUCGCUUCUAUGAACUGAAGCAAAUAUGGAUUAUUGGCUUCAUGAAUGAUAUUCACCAGAAUUCGCCAUCAACUAAUUAUCUGAUUUUUGGUUGUCUGCCUGGAAAUGAGCUGUAUACUGUUUUACAAAUUCACACUACAAUUUUCAAAUAGUAUGUCAAACUUAUAUUAAUUAGCAUCAAAUGUCAGGUAGCUCUGCAUCUAGCAACAAUUAUUGGAAAGGUCAGCUGUGUGGAAAAAACUGGGAAGGGUUGGAGACCCUUGAUUUGUAAUUCAAAUCAAGUUUUCUUUGGGCAUUAGGGAUCAAGACAUUUGGUUAUCUUAUAAAGGGCAUAGUAGUAAAUGGCUUGGAGGUUGAUGCAGAGCUUUGAGAUGACACCAAUGAACAUUGAAGUUUGACUGAUGUCAUCCAUUGAAUUAGAGACUUCAAUUUUUCAA